UUUGUUCCUCCGACUCUACAUCAAUAUAAGCAUCCACCUGCCGCGGAUUUUGCUUGCUUUCCGAUGUACGUCGAUUCCAGUGAUUCUCGUGUUCCGUAACACCGCAGAGCACAGUACCGACAACCAAUCCGAACCUCCUAUCUUGAGUCCCCAAGUAACCAUGGACACGGACGAGAUGCAAGCAGAAGUGAGUCCGAACAAACAAACCCCUAAAUUGCGUCGUUCGUGUGAGACAUGUCGAAGCUCGAAAGGUCGAUGUCUACCCAGCGAUAAUGAUCCAAAUCGGUGUCAAAAAUGUCUCAAGGAUGGGAAGAACUGCAUCUUUCUGGAAGCCAAACCACGGCCCAAGCGAGCCAAGAACUCCAGAAUACGGGUUGCGGAAAUGGAGGAGAAACUCGAAGGCCUGUUAAGUCUAUUAGCUGCACAGGCUGGAACCACUGGGACGUCAGCUGUUCAACCCGAUACUUCGUCAGCACCAGCUCGGCCAGAUACUUCUUCUGCAUCUGCAGGUUCCUUGACUCCUGCAUCGACACGUGAUCAAACCGACCUCACUCUUUUUAAUGAGACAAACCCUACAGUGUUCCCAUCCAACUUCAACUUCCCUGUGUCUUCGCCUCAGCCUCAGAUAUCCCAGAGCCUCAGCAGCACCGACCAGUCUAUAUACUCCGUCAUUAACUCCCGCCACGAUAAGAUACAAGAUGUUAUUUCCAAAGGAAUCGUCAACUUUGUGCAAGCUGAACAAGCAUUACGCCUAUUCCAAGCGAAUUGCAGCAGUUUUCCUUUCAUUAUAGUUCCAGAAGGGAUGUCGGUAGAUGCGCUUCGUCGACAUCGGCCUUUCCUUCUCCUUUCAAUCCUCACAUUCGCAAGUUCUGGGGAUGAAAAGGUUCAAGCGAAACUUGAGCGAGAAAUGAGAGAGAAUCUCAGCCGAAGACUCAUAGUUAAUGGAGAAAGGUCAUUGGAUCUGUUGGAAGGAUUACUAGUAUAUAUUGCAUGGUAUCAUUUCUACUUCGAUCCCGAGAAUCAGCAACUGUAUCAAUUAUGUCAAAUGGCCACGUCGCUGGCAGCAGAUAUCAAUAUCAACAAACCUCCGCGAAGUCUCGGUAAUGCAUUGCAAAAGUUUAGCAUCGCGAAGCCAUCCUCUUUUCUAUCGGGUAUGGCUGCCGAGGACGCGGAAUCAAAAAGGGUCUAUUUGGGUUGCUAUUACAUAUCUUCUUCAAUAUGUCAUGGCCUUCGCAAACCAAACAACAUGAAAUACUCAAGCUACAUGGAAGAAUGUGCCCAAGCUCUAUCUCAAUCAGGUCAGGCUGAGACUGAUCGACUUCUUCCCUAUUUCAUCCAACUUCAACGACUCUCCCAGGAGGUCAGUGAGACUUUUGAUUAUGCUGCAAACUUUGAACUGCCACCUUUGGAUGCUGGCCGCAUCAGCGUCCUGUCAAAAGCAUUUGAACAGCAACUGAAUCAGAUCGAGUCCUCAAUUUCGUCUGAAGCCUGGAACAAUGACUUUGAAGUCCAAUUGACAAUGCAGCUUCACGUCACACGCAUUCAUAUCAACGAGGUUGGCUUUCAUGCGGCCGCCUUGCCCCAGGACCAAAUGUUAUAUCCUCAAAUUAGGUCCAAGUCAUGGUAUUACUCAUCCGCCCGGAGCGAGAGCCUCAUGCGCUGUCUUCAAGCAUGCAAAGACUUCCUUGAUCAUUUUCUGUCCCUCCCAUCAGAAGGUAUCAUCAAUAGCACAUUACCCGACAUGCUUGGGUUGGUCUAUACCGUGCUGGUUUUAGGAACAUUCGCAGUGCGCAUCGAUACCCCCACUCUCGACGCCGUGCAACUUCGAGAAAUGGCAAAUUAUGACUAUUAUAUCUCUGCUUUAAUCAACAAAACGGAACAUGUCAUGGCGUUCUCGGGUCCUGCUGGUGCUAAUGAUUAUAUGCAUCAUAUCCACGUUUUGUUCUUGCAAACUAAGGUCUGGUAUUCUCAGGUGUCAUCUGAUCCUUCUGUUUUUAGCACGAUCCCCGAGAUCGCACGCCCUGGCUUUUCGUUUAUGGAUAUCUUAAGCACCAUCGUGGAUCGUUGUGUUGAUUUCUCAGCCGCGACGAUAUCGAACUCUACCACUUCUGACGAGCAAUGGACUGAGCUUUUGUCGGAAUGGUCUGGGGCUCUGGAACAAUCGACUAUACCUAUGGAGGGAACGAUGGAAGAAUUUUAG
Molecule: messenger RNA, 2200 nt
Organism: Mollisia scopiformis
Lineage: Eukaryota; Fungi; Ascomycota; Leotiomycetes; Helotiales; Mollisiaceae
Exons: 6
Coding region: 161-2200 (679 amino acids)
Biological process (GO): regulation of DNA-templated transcription
Cellular component (GO): nucleus
Molecular function (GO): transcription cis-regulatory region binding; DNA-binding transcription factor activity, RNA polymerase II-specific; zinc ion binding
Source: RefSeq, a predicted model, not a curated record